AUAAUGAGUGUUACAGAAGAAGAAUUACGUGGCAAACCUGUCUGCUUGAUUAUAUUGGGUAUGGCUGGUUCAGGCAAAACAACAUUUGUCAAUAAACUGACGGAGUAUUUAACAACUACAUCGAACUUACCGUAUACAAUUAAUUUAGAUCCAGCUGUUCAUCAUAUCCCUUAUAGUCCUAAUAUUGAUAUUCGUGAUACUGUCAAAUUUAAAGAAGUUAUGAAACAAUACGGUUAUGGUCCAAAUGGUGCUAUUAUGACAUCAUUGAAUUUUUUCGCUUCACAAUUUCAUAAAGUUGUGGAUUUAAUCAAUAAUCAUAAGAAUAGUAAUUCAAGUAAAGUCUCCUAUGCCGUCAUCGAUACACCUGGACAAAUUGAAGUAUUCACAUGGUCUGCUUCAGGAGCAAUUAUUACAGAAUUACUAGGUAAUUCUUUUCCUACAAUAAUUAUCUAUGUAAUGGAUACACCAAGAAGUCAUAAUCCUAUUACAUUCAUGUCAAAUAUGCUUUAUGCAUGUAGUGUUCUAUAUAAAAUGCGUCUUCCGUUUAUACUGGUCCUUAACAAGACUGAUGUUAUCGACUGUGAUUUUGCUAUUGAGUGGAUGCGAGAUUUUGAAGCCUUUCAAGACGCUUUAGCUGGUCAUAAUAAUCAAUCAGAGGAUGGACGACCAUCGGAAUUAUUAGCUGACGGAGAUGGUGCAUCAUUUCAUAAUCCUGGAGUAUCACCAUAUAUGAAUAGUCUAGUUCAUUCCAUGUCGUUAGUACUGGAUGAAUUUUAUCGAGAUCUACGCUGUUGUGGUAUCUCUUCAAUAACAGGUGAAGGUAUGGCAAAGUUUAUGGAGAAAAUUAAUGAAGCUACGGAGGAAUAUUUUAAGAUCAAUCUUCCGAGUAUAUUGGCCAAACAAGAGAAGUGUAAACAACAAAUGAAAGAAGGUCAAUCAAGUGGCAAUAAGAAGUUUAAAACCGUGAAGCAUACACCGAUGCUUUUAGAUAUCGCUGGUAAUGAUGAUGAUGCAGAUAGAGAUCCACUUCCUGAUGUUGAUGGAGUUGAACUACGUCCACAGAAUGAUGAUGAUUCAGAUGAGGAGGAUGAUGACGACGCGGAUGGCGAUGGAAAUGAAUUGAAAGAUGUCACUUCAAUACGCAAUAAAUUUAAACAGUCAUGUUCCGUUGAGCCGAUGGUUCCGAAGAACAAUUCUGACAGUUAA
Molecule: messenger RNA, 1206 nt
Organism: Trichobilharzia szidati
Lineage: Eukaryota; Metazoa; Platyhelminthes; Trematoda; Strigeidida; Schistosomatidae
Source: the annotation of a GenBank genome assembly